Molecule: messenger RNA, 472 nt
Organism: Caenorhabditis elegans
Lineage: Eukaryota; Metazoa; Nematoda; Chromadorea; Rhabditida; Rhabditidae
Gene: pugs-8
Product: Cystatin domain-containing protein
Source: RefSeq, marked reviewed
UGUCAGUCCAAAACUACUUAAAAAUGUUCAAGAUCCUCCUAGCCCUUUGCAUUGUUGGAUGCUCAUUUGCUGCACCAAUUCAUGGAGAUGUUGACGAUGAGCUUUUGGGCCUCGCUUGGGAAGCCGCCGCCACCAGCGUCAACAACGGCAACCGCGGGAAGUUCUGGGUACCCAUCGAGAUCCAGAGCUCGGAUAAAAAUGGAGCAGUAACAAAUCUCGUCGUGGUAUUCCAAGAGUCGUGGUGCAGUGUUGAGGAGGGAAAUGAUCUCGAGGAUGUGUGCGAAUCUAUGUGCCCAGUAUAUUAUGGAGGAGCUAAGGCUACAUAUCGUGUCACGGCUACCGAAUCCAACGGGGGAAGUGAUUUCGAAUCUGUUAGAAUUGAAUAGAAAAUGCUUUAAUCUAUCUUUUGUCAGUUAAUUUGUACAUAAUCAAUAAUCACCUAAUAGCUUUCCAAUAAAAAGUUUUAUUUUUC